Molecule: messenger RNA, 1200 nt
Organism: Aspergillus homomorphus CBS 101889
Lineage: Eukaryota; Fungi; Ascomycota; Eurotiomycetes; Eurotiales; Aspergillaceae
Product: v-SNARE protein VTI1
Exons: 3
Coding region: 370-1044 (224 amino acids)
Biological process (GO): retrograde transport, endosome to Golgi; vesicle fusion with Golgi apparatus; intracellular protein transport
Cellular component (GO): Golgi apparatus; ER to Golgi transport vesicle membrane; endoplasmic reticulum membrane
Molecular function (GO): SNARE binding; SNAP receptor activity
Source: RefSeq, a predicted model, not a curated record
GGUUGACAAGAGGAUAGGCACAUCAUGCAUUACUGACUCGGUCACUUUCUCCUUCCACACUUCAUCCUUUCUCGUUUCAUCGGCCCAAUUUGUGUUUAUUGUUCAAGCGUGAAGUCGUCCAUCUCGACUCCAAUCUGUUCCCUGUACUAGUAGCUUGAUCGUUGAGGUUGCGGGUGGGCUCAAUUCCUCUUAGACCCAGCAGGAGCACCGGCCAGCCACCACGAGGGUACAGUGGCCAAUCUCUCCGCUUUAUCCGAUCCACAACCACCCCUAUCUAUCCGCUACUUCAAUCGCCCUGCUUAAAACUGUCGAGGCUACCUGCAAUAGCCAUCGCUUUCCAGCAGUAAAAAAAUCACAUCCAUACCAACCAUGUCGAACCCGUUGGACACCGAUGCCGGCUCGGAGCUGUUCAGCAGCUACGAGACCGAGUUGAAGCUGGUGCAGGCCGACCUCAACCAGAAGUUAGAUCAGAUCUCAGAAUCCAGCGGUGAACAACGAAAGUCUGCAAUCCGACUCGCGGAAAGAGCGCUGGACGAGGCGACGGAAUUGUUGGAUCAAAUGCGCAUGGAAAAACAGAACAUCCCCUCCUCCGCCCGAUCGAAGAUCAACACCCGCGUCCGCAACUACGCGACAGAUGUUGACGAAGCCAAGCGCAAGUUGCGGUCUCUGUCGGACGAUCGCAAAGCCCUCUUCGGCGACCGGUACACGGACGAUCCGCAGGACGAGCAUCUGGAGCAGCGACAACAGCUACUGUCUGGCACAGAGCGCCUGGAGCGCAGCUCCGCCCGGCUCCAGGAGAGCCAGCGCAUCGCUCUCGAGACCGAGGACAUCGGCCGCAACACCUUGGCGGAUCUGAACCAGCAGCGGGAGACCAUCAUCAAUGCUCGGGGUCGGCUGUUGGAGAGUGAAGGCUAUGUUGAUACCAGUAUCAAGACACUGAGGGGCAUGGCCCGUAGGAUGGCUACGAAUAGGCUAAUCACCAUUGCGAUCAUUACUGUGUUGAUUCUUCUGAUUUUCGCUGUGAUCUACAGCAAGUUCCACUGAGCGCGGGGUUCCAGCAGGCGUUACCAUGGGAUGAACAUUUGCCUUUGUAUUACUUUGUUAACGACAUAUACAAGUCUGCCGAUGCAGACCACUUCACGGAAUAUUGUAUGAUAGCAACCUUCCAGCUCUAAUCCAAGGCCAUUGUGUCCAAGCACG